AAUACAUCCCUUUAGUACUACUGCUAGCUAGAGAAAAAGUACAACAUGUUGAGAUUUAGCGUAAUUCUAUCCUUAUCAAGCUUCCUCAUUGCCACAAAAUGCCUCCAUGUGACUGCAGAUCAAGCCUUAAUUGAUGGGAUUUGUAGGAAAUCACCUCAACCCGCCUUCUGCCAGUUAUGCAUGCGAGAAGACCCGAAUCGCCUCUCCAUGGACGCGAUUGGGCUCGCCCGACAAUCCACGGAUUGUUCCAUCUCAAAAAGUGUUAAAGUUAGUGUAGAUUUUGACUUCAUUUCCAAUAGCACCGUUGAUAAUUUGAUUAAAGAUGUGUGCCUUAGAUGCCAAUUUUUCCUUGGAAAUGCUAUGAAGUCUCUACAAGCUGCGCAGCGUCAUUUGGAUGGCAGACGUUUCAAAGAUGCCGCCAAUGCGGCGGCCGGAGCCGGUGAUAAUCGCCAGAAAUGCGCCGACUUGAUUUCGGGUGGCUUCCCAGUUGAUAACGUCUUUAAUAUUGAUUUCGAGAUUUUGAAAGAGUAUUAUGUAAAUGCACCUGCAAUUAUUUCUCAGUUAGGGUAAUUUCAAGGGAAUUUUG
This is a messenger RNA of Oldenlandia corymbosa var. corymbosa, 586 nucleotides long. The record is from the annotation of a GenBank genome assembly. Lineage: Eukaryota; Viridiplantae; Streptophyta; Magnoliopsida; Gentianales; Rubiaceae.